This is a messenger RNA of Knipowitschia caucasica, 2802 nucleotides long. The record is from the annotation of a GenBank genome assembly. NCBI's taxonomy places the organism in Eukaryota, Metazoa, Chordata, Actinopteri, Gobiiformes, Gobiidae.
AUGAGUGAUGUAGAACAACUACAAGGUCCUGACAGGCCCAUUCAGACAGAGUGGCCUGAACGUGGGGAAGAGUGGAGCGACACGGAGGAAGACUGCCAGCUCCAGGUCAUGGCGGAGGAGGACGAGGAGAUCAACAUCCGCAACGAGGAGACGUUUGGGAUGGACAUGGACACGCCUGUAGAGACGAGCGGAGGGGCCAGUCUGCUGCCGUUUGCCCCAGUUCUGCCAACACCACCUCCUCCUACACCACCACCACCUCCUCCGCCCCCUCCAGCUGACAAACCUGCCCCUCUGCCCUGCGCUCCAUCCCCACCAAGAAGAGUGGGGUCCCGGGCCCCUGCACCGCAACGCAGCCGAGAGCGGGGGGUCCAGAGUGGGAUGGGCACAGAGAUGUUUGAAGACCCUGCAGUGAUGAGGAUGGUGGAGGGACGGCCCAGUAUCAAGUCCAAUCGUUUUUCUUCGAACCGCUCCUGUCCCUCCACUCCAAAGAUGAUGCAACUUUGCUUCGGAGCAAACUCUCCGAGACCCUCGCAGUUUUACAGUCCUCCUUCUGACCCAGUGCAGCGCUUCAGGUACCCUGAUCCUGUGACUCAGCUCCAUCCUCAGCAUAAGAGACUGCUCGUUCAAAAGCAGCGCAUGUUCCAAAGAAAAGCAGAGGACUGGGAUCCUUGGUGCAAUCUCAUGACUGCCAAAGAAAAGGAGUGGAUUACUCGACUACAGAUGAUUCAGCUGCAGAGUGAGAAUCCCUAUCAGGAGGAUUACUAUUACCAGGAGUACUAUCGCCGCCUGGAAGCCAAGCUCGCAGAAGAAGAACUGGGCAUAAAGGGCAAAAAGGAACCUCCCAAACUCACCACUCCUUACAUCACCAAGACUGACGUGUAUUCACCAGUGUUGCACAUCGAAGGCUCUUUGGGUCAAGUGGCUGUUUCCACGUGUUACUCUCCUCGUCGAGCCAUCGGUGCAGUUCACGCUGUGCAAGGCCAUGGCCAACAUGAGUUAUUCAUAGUUUUGCUGGAGGUGGAGGAGACUGAGAGGACAAAGACCACUGUCCUCUCCGACACAGAAGAGAGAAGAAUAAUGGAGAAGACUCAGCGCAAAGUGGACCACAUUUACUUUCAGAUCCAGAACCAUGACCCGCUAAAUUCUACAGGAGAAUUUCUACCUUUCCUGAUUGUUUCAAAAGGCAAGAAGCUAAUUGCUCGCCUCUUAUCGUUUCUGAAGCACGAAUCUUCAUUAAAAAUCCUGAAGAUUGUGGUUCGCAACCUGCCGACUCUCAUAAACAGAGACACUGAUGAGUUUGGUCUGUCCUUGCUGUACGCGCUGCUGUCGCAAGGAGAAAAGCUGCUGUCAUCAGGUGUUCCUCUUGAGCCGAGCAUUGGUGACUUUGAGGCCUGGACGGACACCAUAUUCCAGGUGGCCGGACAGCUCUCCCAGUGCUCGCUGGUUGAACCUCUUCUACUGCCCUCAAACUUGCUCACGCUCUUUUGCCGAUACCUGGACAAGCGCACAGUGCACCAACUCAAGAGCAACAUAGAAGGGGUUGGGCUUAGGCGUCCCAUCCUCUAUAUAAAGAUGCGACAUCACAGGCUCUGUCCAACUCCAGGUACUCCCCUCAUCAGUCUCCUCAGUUUCACAUUUCUGCUUAGAACCAUGUGGAGACCUGCGCUGCUGAGUGUGGUGGUUCUGUGGCUGCUCCAGACGGUGCACUCCAGGGGAUAUCCACAGAAUGGAGGAGGGCUGCCAACCAAGGGAGUGGGUCAAGUGAUGGGGGCACAACAAGGAUAUGGAGGUUACCCAAAUAAAGCACAGGGUUAUGGGGGUGGGGCUGCUCCUCAAGGUGGAGCGCCCAUGAAAGGUUAUGGGGCUGGGGCUGGUGCUUCUAAUGGACAAAAAAGAAAGCCACAAGGUUACAAUCCUCUUGCCGGCAUCAGACCGGGUAACGCUUAUCAAGGCGGACAGAAUGGAUACGGUGCACAGAACGGACAGAAAGCCAUCCGUGGACCCACCAACAUGCACCCUCAUGGAGCAGGACCCACUGGACCUGGGAUGGGGGUACCAGCACAGGCAGGAUAUCAAGGCCCAGCCUACGGUGGUAAUGGAUACGGAGCCAAGAACUUAGGAGGUUAUGGAUAUGGAAUGGGUGGAGCUAACAAGCUAAAACCAGGAUAUGGAGGUAAUGGAUAUGGAGCAAACCCAAAUAAUGGAUACAACAUGAACGGAGCCCGACCAAUGAAACCUCAGCCAGGUAUUUCAUUCAUUAUGUCAGUUUUAAAGAGGCUAACCCUAACGAUGCUGGUUGGCUCUCUAGUCUACACUAACGGAGCAGGGAUCCCAGCGUAUGGAGAUCAGCAGAAAGGUUACGGAGUCCCAGGACAGACGCCUGGAGCAGGAAAUGCAGGUUAUGGCGUGGGGAAUGGAAAGUCGAAGCCGACCGGCUCCCUCGGAGGACAAGGCCUGAAGGGAGGACUUCUCUCUGCUGUCCAGCCCGCUGCUCAGGGGGCUCCCAUGCAGGGGAUGGUGUCCCCAGACCAGUACCAGAAGCCACAGGGCAAGGUCUACAGCCAGGAGGCUCAGGCCACACUUGGGCCUGCUCUGGUCCCUCAGUACAACCCGGACUCUUUCCCCACACCAGGCCCUGUAUUCAUGAACGCUGGGGGGAAGAACUCCAAAAUAUCUGGAGCUGGAGCAGUCGCCCAACCAGCUGCAGCGCUUCCACAAGGCAAGUGCCCAGAUGUUCAUCAUCCUGAUACAGAUGCACCACAGCCUGAACAUGUGGCCUCUCGCUUUGACGACGGGAAGUAG